AUGGCGGGGCGGCCGCGCUUCCUCUGCGGCGUGGUGGAAGGCUUCUACGGGAGACCAUGGUCUAUGGAGCAAAGGAAACUCCUCUUUGAAUGGCUGAGGCGCUGGGGGCUGAACUGCUACAUGUACGCACCCAAGGACGAGCUGAAGCACCGGCUGCUCUGGAGGGAGCCCUACACGGAGCAUGAGGCAGCCCACAUGCGUUCUCUUAUGGAGGCUGCCCAAGAGCAGGGUGUGCAGUUUGUUUUUGCCAUCUCUGCUGGCCAGGACAUGGUGUUCUCCAGUGCUGGGGAUCGGCUCCUGCUGCAGCAAAAACUCAGGCAGGUGGCUGCCAUGGGGUGCCAGGCCUUUGCGCUGCUCUUUGACGACAUUGACCCCUGCAUGUGCCAAGCUGACAGAGAUGCCUUCCCCUCCCUGGCACAGGCUCAGGCCUCUGUGGCCAACGAGGUGUACCAGGAGCUGGGCCAGCCCCCCAUCUUCCUCUUCUGCCCUACAGAGUACUGCAGCUCCCUGUGCUCUCCCAGCCCCAGCCAGUCCUGCUACCUGUUGACCAUUGGCCGGGAGCUGCUCCCAGGGAUCGGUGUCAUCUGGACCGGGCCCAAGGUGGUGUCACAGGAGCUCUCGGCAGUGUUGCUGGAGGAGGUGGAGGCUGUCCUGCAGCGCCGGCCCAUCAUCUGGGACAACCUGUACGCCAAUGACUACGACUGCAGACGUGUCUUCCUGGGCCCCUACACGGGACGUGCCCCUGGCCUCACAGCCAGGCUCCAUGGGCUGCUCCUCAACCCCAACUGCGAGCUCCAGGCCAACUUCAUCCCCAUACACACGCUGGGCAGCUGGUUUCGGAGCGAGCUGGGGAGCUGUGCCCACCCUGACCACACAGGGAUGGAGCCUGUGGCAGCACCGGGAGACAGCCCAGGACCGCAGGACGGAAGCUACAGUCCCCAGGAAGCCUUGGAACUGGCACUGCGUGACUGGGUGGCUGAGAUAAACCGGCAAGCCUUGGAGCCAGGAGCAAGGAGCCCGGGACAUGGCAGCAUCAGCCCCAAGGGAGGAGCAGAGCUGGAGCCUGGCACAGCAGGACGGGACGUCCUGCCUGACCCCCGACCCCACGGCUCUGUUCCCGGUGAGACAGAGCAGCAGGACCCCGAGCCCUGCAGGGCAGCAGGGGAGGGGAGGAGGAAGGUGACCUCGGAGCCUGAGCAGGGCAGCAGGAGCAGGACCUGUGCCGGUGCUCAGCAAAGCCCUGCCGGGGACAGGGAGCAGCUCACAGCGGGGAGCACAGAGAGCAGCGAGCCCUCCUCUGCAGUGCCCAGCGCAGCUCAGGCUUCCCAGCCCGCAGGAGCAUCGGCGGCUGCCGAGAGCCUCCACAGCCCAGGGCCCCCCGUGUGCGGCAGCGAUGGGACCAGCACUGCCCAGAACCUUCUGCCCACUGGUGAUGCCAGAAGGGGCCCUGGCAGCUCCCACCAGCCCUGCAGCAGCACCCAGCCUGAGCUCAGUAGAGCUGAUACACCCCAGACACCCCCAGGGCCUGGGGCUGGUGCCAGCCCUGGCCCCACAGCACCACUCAUUGAUGGGGCUGGUGCCAGCCCUGGUGCCCCAGCACCGCUCAUUGAUGGGGCUGGUGCCAGCCCUGGCCCCACAGCAUCAUUGACCCCAGAGGAGACCAGGUCCAGCCCCAUGUCCCUGCUGAUCAUGGAGGAGGCCAGGACCAGCCCCACAGUAGAAGUGACCCCAGAGAAACACAGGUCCAGCCCCACAGCACCACUGACCCUAGAGGAGCCCAGGUCCAGCCCCAUGGUACCAUUGACCCCAGAGGAGCCCAGGUCCAGCCCCACAGCACCAUUGACCCCAGAGGAGCCCAGGUCCAGCCCCAUGGUACCAUUGACCCUAGAGGAGCCCAGGUCCAGCCCCACAGCACCAUUGACCCCAGAGGAGCCCAGGUCCAGCCCCAUGGCUCCGCUGACUCUGGAGGAGGUUCGGAUGCUGGUGGAGCUCUUCUACCUGCCCUACCAUCACGGGCCGCUGGCACAGCGUCUGCUGGAGCACUUUCGGUGGCUCCGGGCAAACAGCCUCAGUGUGGGGGUCUCUGCCGCGGCGCCCGAUGCCGGUGCGGGCCGGUGCUGGCGUGGCCGAGCGCAGUCCUUCACGCAGCUCUGCACCCAGACCUGCCGCCUGCACACGCGCCUGGUGGGUGCUGCGGGGCGGGCACUGCUCUAUGACCUGCACCCCUACCUGUGGGACAUCCGCAAUGUGCUGCUGGCUGCCAGCGCCUUCAUCCAGUGGCUCGAUGGACACCUCCUCUGCGAGCCCGGCCCCACGGGCGCCUGGGGGAGCUGCUUUGGCUGGUGCCAGAGCAUCACAGCACCAAUCCUGCUGCGGGGGGAUGCUGAGCCCUGGGCACAGCGCGGUGGCCUCUUUGGAGAGCUGCAGGCGCUGCUGCCCGUGGGGAACAGCUCUGACCUCUUCUAUCAGCCCCCUCCACUCUUCCCGUCCCGCCGGCUGUACGUCCUGCGCCCGCUGCGGCCCCGGGACAAGGGUGAGCUUUACCGCAUGUGCCGGGAGAGUCUGGACUGUGACCCCAAAGUCACAGAGAUCCUUGUGGCACACCCCGACCUGCUCGGCGACAGGCUGCUGGGCAGCUUCCUGAGCCUGAGCCCCGAGUACACCUUUGUGCUGGAGGAUGAGGCUGGUCCCUGUGGCUACGCUGCCGGCGUGCUCUGCGCUGAAGGCUUCCUGCAGCAGCGAGACAGCGGCUGGCUGCCCACCAUGCGACACAAGUACCCCCGGGACCUGGCCGGGGGGGACCCGGCACUGGGCAAGGAUGCCCUGGAGGAAGCGCUGCUCUUCUUUCACACAGAGCCAGCGGCAGUGCCCCUGCCUGUGCUGCGGCGGUUCCCCUCCCUGGUGCAGCUGGGCACAGCUGCCCGCACGCUGGACACGGGGGCCAUCCGUAGCCUGGCCCUCUGCCUGCUGAGUGCACUCAGGGCCAACGGGUCUCGGGGAGUGUUUUGCCAGGUCAGUGCCACCGACCAGCAGCAGCUGAGCUUCUACAACAAGCUGGGCUUCGUCGCCCUGCCAGUGGCCUGGGACAGUUGUCCUGGUGCUCAGCUCCUGGGACGUCUCCUCUGACCACUUUGCAUUGGGUGUGGGUGUGGGGAGGCAGUGCCAGAGACAGGCUGGUACCCAUCCCGCACAGAGAGAACAAGAGCAGAGGGGCACCUUGCUCAGAGCAGGUACAUGUGAUGGGGACAUGGUUUGGGGAGGGGCAGGAAGACACAGGGAUGCACACAGGGUCCCGUCCUCUGGAGACAGAGGUAUUUCUGCUAUCUCAGGAGAGAGGCAUCAGGGCCCCUCCGCUCUGUCCCUGACUGUUCCUGCUUGCUGAGUGCCCUCCACCUCUGCUGGGGAGCCAGCAACAUCCCUGGGCUGGCUGCAGACCUGCAGGCCUGGAAGGAGCAACCUGGCCAGCAUUUAGGGUGAUGGUCUGGGAGCAUGGCACAGUGCAUUAGUGCAGGGAGCAUCCCUGUCCCGCAGGCUGGGCUGUCCAGAUCUCUCCAUCCCCGGUGUGGCCCUAAGUUGGGCAGCUGGGGCUGGGGCUGGCCCUCGGCAUUGAGGAUCUUCCUGCCUGUAUCUUCCUGACCUGAAUGGGACACAGUGAGGCAGACUCUAUCUCUGCCACCGGGGGGUGAGGGAAGUGCUGUC
Melopsittacus undulatus (budgerigar) is the source of this 3699-nucleotide messenger RNA. RefSeq names its product protein O-GlcNAcase-like. The coding region runs from base 1 to 3126 and encodes 1041 amino acids. NCBI's taxonomy places the organism in Eukaryota, Metazoa, Chordata, Aves, Psittaciformes, Psittaculidae. Gene Ontology annotation, molecular function: beta-N-acetylglucosaminidase activity. Gene Ontology annotation, biological process: glycoprotein metabolic process. The record is from RefSeq and is a predicted model, not a curated record. The transcript is spliced from 17 exons.